AUGAUGCUUGCGGGUCCUGCCAAGUCCAUGCUGUCGGUCUCGUCCGGUGCGCCGUCGUUCGUGCGUGCUGUGGCGAGCCGCGCACUCCAUCAGUCGGCGUCGCUGCAGCGCGAGCCGGCCCCUUCGCGUCAGGUGGCCCAGGUCGGCAGCAACCAGCUGAGCCUGGAGACGCCUCGUAACACAGUUGAAUAUGCUCUCUCGACCCUUGAUAAGGUAGUGAAUUGGGCCCGUCAGGGUUCCGCAUACCCGAUGACGUUCGGUCUGGCCUGCUGUGCCGUCGAGAUGAUGCACGCCUCGGGUCCACGAUACGACCAGGACCGUCUGGGUAUUGUGUUCCGUGCUACGCCCCGUCAGAGUGAUAUUAUGAUUGUCGCUGGUACUCUCACUAACAAGAUGGCGCCUGCCCUGCGCAAGGUAUACGACCAAAUGCCCGAGCCGCGCUGGGUGAUUUCGAUGGGCUCGUGUGCGAACGGUGGUGGCUACUACCACUACAGUUACAGCGUUGUCCGUGGCUGUGACCGCAUUGUCCCUGUGGACUUGUAUGUGCCGGGCUGCCCGCCGAGUGCUGAGGCUUUGCUCUACGGUAUCUUCCAGCUUCAACGUAAAAUCCGCCGGCAGCGCCAGAUGGUGCAAUGGUACCGCAAGUAA
Messenger RNA from Malassezia pachydermatis, 648 nucleotides. RefSeq names its product nadh-ubiquinone oxidoreductase 20 kda subunit. Bases 1 to 648 code for a protein of 215 amino acids. Gene Ontology annotation, molecular function: quinone binding; 4 iron, 4 sulfur cluster binding; NADH dehydrogenase (ubiquinone) activity. Lineage: Eukaryota; Fungi; Basidiomycota; Malasseziomycetes; Malasseziales; Malasseziaceae. The transcript has 3 exons. The record is from RefSeq and is a predicted model, not a curated record. Gene Ontology annotation, biological process: electron transport coupled proton transport; mitochondrial respiratory chain complex I assembly; aerobic respiration.